CGCGGCCGCCCCGCGGACUCGAGGCCUCUUCCCACACGCAGCCGCACACCGACAUGCCCCUCAGGGAGCGGGGGAUGGGGGGGCCCGUCGCAGCGGUGACGGGGCCCAUUAGGCGCGCCGCGGGCAGCCCCAUUUGGCGCCGAGUCUUGAGGCCCCCGUCCCCACGUCACGCAUGCGCAGAGCGGUGUGCGCCGCAGAGCAGCCGGUGUGGGGUCUUUCUCGCAAGCAGGUUCGGACUCGGGCUUCGUGGGGACCGGAAGUGAACCCCGCUUCAUUACCAGGGACAACGGAAGUCACCCCAUUUGAGAGAAGAAACAGGAAGUCACCCUUUUGACCGGAAGUCGCCCCCUGUUGACCGGAAGCCCCAUCUCAUUCCUCACGCGCCCCCUCUUUUUGAGUGGGUGGGACCGGAAGUGCUACCUUCUCUCUGGCCGGAGCCCCCAGCACGGAACCGCCUUUUCUUUCCCGAAAGUUGCACGAUCUUUUUAUGGACGGGAAGUGAUUCUCCGCCUACCGGAAGUGACGUCCUGGGCAGGAAAGGGGGCGUGGCCAGGUGUCUGUUGGGCCUCUCCCCUUCCUUUCCCCCCCUCCCAGCCCUAGGAGUUCUCGGCAGGAGGUGGGUGAGGACGCUGGCCGGGCACCAUGGCGGAGCCCGAGCCCCUUGAGGUGAUGGUGAAGACGCUCGACUCCCAGACCCGGACGUUUACGGUGGCAGCCGAGUUCACGGUGAAGGAGUUCAAGGAGCAUAUUGCAGGCGCCGUCAACAUCCCGGCAGAGAAGCAGCGUCUCAUCUACCAGGGCCGGGUCUUGCAAGAUGACAAGAAGCUGAAAGAAUAUAAUGUGGGGGGCAAGGUGAUUCACCUGGUAGAGAGAGCCCCCCCCCAGGCCCAGUCGCCAGGCUCAGGGGGCCCAUCGGGUCUGGGUGGGACUUCUGCCCCCCACAACGGAGGGAGCGGAGCCCGGGGCCCUGGUCCCACCCCCCACGACCGCAACGCCAACAGCUAUGUCAUGGUGGGCACCUUCAACCUUCCCGUCAGCAUCAUGGACCCCCCUCCACCCACCCCGAUGGAUGGCUCCUCUGUGGACGUUCACAUUAACAUGGAUCAGGCUCCUAUCCAGAGCGAGCCCCGUGUGCGCCUGGUGGUGGCUCAGCACAUGCUGCGAGACGUCCAAGGCCUGCUUAGCCGGCUGGAGGGCAGCACAAAUGGACAGGCCCCACUCCCGCCAGACAGCUCUGCCCCCUCCGAGCAGACCCCACCCCCUGCCCCCGAGGAGCGGGAGCCAAUGGAGGCGGUCAACUCGGAACCCCCCAGCCAGGAGGCUCCUCCGCCUGGGCCCGAGGGCCCCCCUUCUGCUGAGAGCACCCCCAACCACCCGGCACCAGGGGAGCUGGUGGAGGUUCUCCUGGAGCUGCAGCGGGUCCAGGGCCAGCUCCAGCCCUUCCUGCAGCGCUACCAGGCUGUCCUGGGCUCAGCCAGCACAACAGACUACAACAACAACACGGAGGGGCGUGAGGAGGACCAGCGCGUCAUCAACCUGGUGGGCGAGAGCCUGCGGCUGCUGGGGAACAUCUUUGUGGCCCUCUCGGACCUGCGCUGCAACCUGGCCUGCAACACCCCCCGCCACCUGCACGUGGUACGGCCCAUGGCCCACUACACCGCCCCCAUGGUGCUGCAGCAGGCUGCCAUCCCCAUCCAGAUCAAUGUCGGCACCACGAUGACCAUGACGGGCAAUGGGGCGCGGGCAGCCCCGCCCAGCACUGAAGGGGCCCCACCUGCUGCCCCACCCCCUGCCACGGUCCUGGGUGAUGCCCCUGAGGGGCAAGGCCCCACCCCCGGCUCUGGCCCCACCCCCACUCAGAGCCAGGCCUCCCAGACCAGCCAUCCCCGCGUCAUCCGUAUCUCGCACCAGACCGUGGAGCCUGUGGUCAUGAUGCACAUGAACAUCCAGGACUCUGGGUUACAGGUGGCAGGAGGUGGCUCAGGGGGCACUGGGGUCCCUGGUACUCCCGGCUCAGCUGGACAUGGGCAAGGAAUGGGGGGCUCCACGCCGCUACAGAUGCCCAGCCUGCCCCCGGAGUUCAUGCAGGCCAUGGCUCACCAGAUCACCCAACAGGCCAUGGCGGCAGCCGCCUCUGCUGCCACAGGUCAGCAAGUUCCUGGCUUCCAGACGGCCCCAACCCGUGUGGUAAUUGCCCGGCCCUCAGCACCCUCUGCCCGGCCUGGCCCCCCUGGUGCCCCCCAGCCUGCAGGCCAAGGGGUACCUGGCCCAGGGGCCAAUGCCUCGCUGGCUCAGAUGAUCAGCGGCCUCGUAGGCCAGCUCUUGAUGCAGCCUGUUCUUGUAGCCCAGGGCGGCAGCUCGUCUUCAGCCUCGACUUCCUCCUCUUCCUCCUCCUCCUCUUCCACCUCCACCUCUUCCUGCUCCUCCACUUCUGGCCCCUUUGGGGGGGCCCCAGUUUCCCCCCCAACAGCCUCAGCCAGCGCUGGCACUACCAACACAGCCACCACAGCUGCUGGGGGCAGUGCCAGCCCCACACCCAGCCCUGCGUCUGGCCCAGCCCCAGCUCCGCCCCCUCCAGCCAGUGAUGACCUCCAGCUCCCGCAGCUCCUGGGCACCCUCCUGGGGAGCGGGGUGGGGGCUGGCCCCAUUGGGGCCCCGCCCACCAUCACUGUGGCGAUGCCGGGUGUACCUGCAUUCCUACAGGGCAUGACAGACUUCCUACAGGCUGCCCAGCUGGGCUCUGCCCCUCAGGAGCCGGCCCAGCCCCCACCCCAGCCACCUGUGGCCUCCUCUCCACCCCCACCAGCGGCCAGCCCGCCACCACCACGGGGCGGAGCUGGAGGGCGGGGCCGGCCGGCCGAGACCCUGCCCCCCGAGUUCUUCACCAGCGUGGUGCAGGGGGUGCUGGCCUCCCUGAUGGGCUCGCUGGGUGCCGCACAGGGCAGCACCGAAAGCAUCGCUGACUUCAUCCAGCGCCUCAGUGGCUCCAGCAACCUCUUCGAGCUAGGAGCCGAGGGCGCCAUCGGCUUCUUUGGGGACCUGCUGUCGCUGAUCUGCCACAACUUCACCAUGGUGGACAUGGUGAUGCUGCUUCAUGGGCAGUUCCAGCCCCUGCAGCGCAUCCAGCCCCAGCUCCGGCGCUUCUUCCACGAGGAGUAUCUGCACGGGCGCGAGCCCAGCGACCGCAACCUCCGUGCAGCCACCUACAACCUCAUCAGUGGGCUGGAAGACUAUGUCCGUGAAAGCUUUGCGGCGGUACGGGUGCGCGAGGGCGUGGACAUCACCCGCACCAACCUAGACUUCCUGCAGGAGCAGUUCCAGCGCAUUGCCACCCACAUCCUGCGCUGUACUGAUAGCUCUUUUGGGUCCCGGCUGCUGGAGCUGUGCAACCAGGGGCUAUUUGAGUGCCUGGCACUGAACCUGUACUGCCUGCGCGGGGAGCAGGCUGCCCUCACCGCUGUCAUCAACGACCGCAUCCGGCGGCUGUCAGCAGAUGUGACGCCCUCACUGGUGAGCUGGCUGACAACCAUGAUGGGCAUGCGGCUGCAGGUCAUCCUGGACCACAUGCCCGUCACCUCCGAGCAGGUGCUGCCCUACGUCCGCCGCCAUGGUGACCCCCGCCCGCCAGCACCUGAGGAGCCCAUGGAGCUGGAGGCUGAGCAGCCACCUGAGGCCGCCCAGCGGGACAGUGCGGGCUCCCCAGCCCCAGCCACGACAGCAUGUACCCCCGGUGAGUAAAUCCCACCCUGCUCGCCCCUCGGGACACCACCAAGCUGCAGGGGAGGGGAGGGGCACCCACCAGCCUCUGACCCCUCCAUCUGCCCCCAGGAGUGGGUGCCCAUCAUCCGCCAAGACAUCCAGGCCCAGCGCAAGGGGAAGCAGCAGCCACCGCUCAGCGAUGCCUACCUUACCGGCAUGCCCGCCAAGCGCCGCAAGACCAUGCAGGGUGAUGGGCCGCAGCUGCUGCUGGCCGAGGCUGUGUCCCGUGCUGCCCGUGCCACCGGUGUCCAGACCUCGAGUCCUGAAGAGUUACGCCGUGACCUGGCCCAGCCCCCGCUGCAGGAGGCCUAUCGUCGCCAGCUCAAGUCUGAUCUGCAGAAGCGGCUUCAGGAUGACCCAAGCUUCAGCCCCCAGCGGUUCCCCAAUGCCCAACGCGCCUUUGUGGAGGACCCCUAGGCUCCACCUCCUCCCACGGAGCUCCGUCCCCUGCCUGCUCCUCCCCCACCUGGGGACUGAGUCCCAUUCAAUAAAGCCAUGGGCCCAGAUGGCCUCCUGCCCAGACACC
Molecule: messenger RNA, 4285 nt
Organism: Alligator sinensis (Chinese alligator)
Lineage: Eukaryota; Metazoa; Chordata; Crocodylia; Alligatoridae
Gene: BAG6
Product: BCL2 associated athanogene 6
Cellular component (GO): BAT3 complex
Molecular function (GO): misfolded protein binding; polyubiquitin modification-dependent protein binding
Source: RefSeq, a predicted model, not a curated record